AUGGCCGACUCCGCGCCCUCGCCAAAGGCCAUUCUCCGCGGCCACAAGGCUCAAGUCCACUCGGCAACGUUCAUCAGAGGCAACAGCCGCCUAGUCACCGGCGAUGCGGAGGGCUACGUCGUCGUGUGGGACCUCACCAUCAUGAGGCCGAGGGCCGUCUGGCGGGCGCAUGAGAGUGCAAUUCUCGGAGUCCAAGGUUGGGGCAAUGACAAGAUCAUAUCUCAUGGCCGCGACCACAAGCUCAUCGUCUGGAAACUCAGCCUCGAUGACGAGGAGAAUCUCAGCAAGACCCUGCCCGUCGAGGACGUGCCGACGCCGCGGACCCAACCCUGGAUUCUUCACCUGCUUGAAGUCAACACGAUGAACUUUUGUUCCUUUGCGGCCAGUUCAAGUAGCCCAGGUCAUAUGGAUGACUCGUCCGAAAUCCUCAUCGCCGUGCCCAACACCCUCGCGUCUGAAGCCAUCGAUAUUUACUCUUUGCCCUCUCAAACUCGAAUCCACACCAUCAGGCCGGGAGAGAAAAAUGGAAUGGCCAUGUGCCUCUCCCUCUUCCAUCUGCAGGACGCCGUGACCCUCGUCGCCGCCUUCGAAAACGGAUAUGCGUCGGUUCACCGUCUCAACGCAGACGGGGAAUGGAUCACAACAUAUCGCUCUCAAGCUCACUCACAGCCAAUUUUAUCACUGGACGUCGAUCCGGGACGCGCGUUCUUCCUUUCGUCCUCGGCGGAUUCCCUCAUCGCCAAGCAUCCCAUCCCGACUAGCCGCCAAGAAACCAUCACUAUCCCACAAAGCAACGCAAGAGUGGUUGAGAUAAUUGACGAAGAGCCAACCCAGCCUCAGUCCCUUUUAUCUUCCGGGUUGAAGCAAGCAUCCUCGCACAGCGGCCAAGCUGCGCCUCGGGUGUUGAAGGAGUGGGAAAACCCUCUCAAGGUCGUCAACACAAAACACUCGGGCCAACAGAGUCUCAAGAUGCGAUCCGACGGCCGGAUAUUUGCCACCGCUGGUUGGGACUCCAAGGUGAGAGUGUACUCUGCCAAAACCAUGAAGGAGUUGGCAGUCCUCAAGUGGCAUCAGGUGGGAUGUUACGCCGUUGCCUUCUCGGAUCCCACUGCAUCGAACGAUCUCUCCAGCCCCGCGUCAUCUACAAUUCAAGAUGCUUCGCGUUCAAAACUCCCACAGCAACCUACAUCCUCGGAUACAUCGGGAAUGGGCAUUUCUCUCCGAAGCGCCGGGACACUGGUCAAAAGCACCACAAGCGUCAAGGAUCGGCGCAUCGCCCAAGCAAAGACAACGCACUGGGUCGCGGCAGGCGCCAAGGAUGGCAAGGUCAGCUUAUGGGACAUAUAUUGA
This is a messenger RNA of Ilyonectria robusta, 1350 nucleotides long. RefSeq names its product WD40-repeat-containing domain protein. The transcript is spliced from 3 exons. Gene Ontology annotation, molecular function: protein binding. Bases 1 to 1350 code for a protein of 449 amino acids. The record is from RefSeq and is a predicted model, not a curated record. NCBI's taxonomy places the organism in Eukaryota, Fungi, Ascomycota, Sordariomycetes, Hypocreales, Nectriaceae.